GCUUUAUGAAGUAGAACAAGACUGUAUUUUCUUUUAAAUAAUUCAUCUAAAAUGUCAAAAUUAAUUAGUGAAAUACCUUCUUCCGGUCUUCCCAUAUCCCACCCCACCCCACGAGUGUGUGCAGAGAAGAUUGAGACUUCUGUUAAGAAUGCUUUUCCUGUUUCUACUAUAGCUGCUCCAAAUUUCACACACAAAACCCUCUCCCAAUUUCAAGAUUUCUUUAACCAGAAUAUAUGACGUUUUUGUAGCAGCAUCCGCACGCACGUCUCUAUCCUACACACAAACAUCAAGACAUCUCCUUUAUAUAUCAAACUACAACAACACCCAAGAAACUAUUACCUCUUCUUCUUCUUUUCUUUCUUCUUCAAAAUACGGGGAUGAUAUUUUCAGACUCUUUCCGUUCUCUCUCUCUAAACAAUCAAAACCCUAAUUCAAACCCUAAUCACCAUCUUAUCCGUUCCUCCUCCUCCUCCUCUUCUUCUUCUCUAGACUUCCCUCUUAUGAUCACCACUACCAGCUCUCACAACCAAGAAGACGAUGAAGACGAAGAAGAACAAGAAGAGCUUGAUCUUAACCUUAGUAGUGGUGCAGGUUGCACCUUCAACAAUGGUAAAAUGAUGAUCAAACCAACCAAGACUUGUGCAAGAGGCCAUUGGAGACCAGCUGAAGAUGCUAAACUCAAGGAGCUUGUGGCUCUUUAUGGUCCUCAGAACUGGAACCUUAUCGCUGAGAAACUAGAAGGAAGAUCAGGGAAGAGUUGCAGGUUGAGAUGGUUUAACCAAUUAGACCCAAGAAUUAACAGAAAAGCUUUCACUGAUGAAGAAGAAGAGAGGCUGAUGACUGCUCAUAGAAUGUACGGUAACAAAUGGGCAUUGAUUGCAAGGCUUUUCCCUGGUAGAACUGAUAAUGCCGUCAAGAAUCAUUGGCAUGUAAUCAUGGCUAGAAAGUAUAGAGAACAGUCGAAUGCUCAUAGGAAGAGAAGAAUGUUCAUCACUCAAACUGUUUCAGGAUCCGACACUCCUUCUGCCACUCCACCACCACCUCCGCCGCCGCAGAUCUUAAUCCCCACCGAUGCUCCUCCAGCUUACAAUGGGAUGUUCCAUCAACAGCCACCCCUUGGUUUUAUCUCCGGUGGCAAGAACAACAAUCAAAUGAUGAUGAUGAUGAUGGAUCACAUCUUGAGCAGCAAGAACAAAUGUUGGGACACGUUAUCAUCAUCAUCACCAUCAUCAAACACAUCAUGGAUGAUGGGUAAUAGUACCAGUACCACUAAUAAUUUCUACGAUCAUCAACAUCAAUAUCAUCAUGAUGAUGAUCGUCACAGUGAUCAAAAUGAACAUGCAUUACCAUUGAUGAUGAUGACUGCUGGCAUCAAUCAUCAAUAUUACCAUCAUCAUCAAGGUUACAACAGUAGCAGCAGCCCCUUCUCAUCAGUUGCAGAUAAUUCCGCCAUUGGUACUACUCAUUCAGUAACGACAGUAACACCACCACCACAAGUUUUACAAAGCCAGCAGUUUUCUGAGGCUAAUAUUGACAUUUCACCCCCACUUAUAGACUUUCUUGGAGUUGGAGCCACAUGAAAAAUCAUAUUUAACCAAGACCCUGUAGUUUGAUCAUUAACUUUCGUUUUAUUAGCUUAUGCCAAUUUAAACUAUUUGUCAAUUUGUUAA
This is a messenger RNA of Lactuca sativa (garden lettuce), 1670 nucleotides long. RefSeq lists its product as uncharacterized. Gene Ontology annotation, molecular function: RNA polymerase II cis-regulatory region sequence-specific DNA binding; DNA-binding transcription factor activity, RNA polymerase II-specific. Gene Ontology annotation, cellular component: nucleus. The record is from RefSeq and is a predicted model, not a curated record. Lineage: Eukaryota; Viridiplantae; Streptophyta; Magnoliopsida; Asterales; Asteraceae. Gene Ontology annotation, biological process: regulation of DNA-templated transcription.